This is a messenger RNA of Seminavis robusta, 1719 nucleotides long. Lineage: Eukaryota; Bacillariophyta; Bacillariophyceae; Naviculales; Naviculaceae. The record is from the annotation of a GenBank genome assembly.
AUGCCUACCCCACCAACCGCAACGCAGCUGGAGCUCGUAGCAAUUAUCCCGAGAGUGACGGGGUCUCUCUCGAUUUUAGGGUCUUUGUACAUUGCUUGGGAUAUUCUUCACAGGAAAAGGAUAUCCCAGACCAAGGUAUCCGACCGUUUCUUGAUUGGAAUGAGCUUUUGUGACAUUCUGGCGAGCAUUUCAACACCUCUAAUCUGGAGCAAGGCCCUUCCGCCCCCUUUUGGAAAUGGAUCUCGAGCAACCUGCAAUGCCCAAGGCUUCUUUGGGCAGUUUGUGACUGCCACGGUCUUUUACUCGGGAGCUUUGGCGCUCUCCUACUUGCUCUCCAUCAAGUAUGGGUACAAAGAGCCACAACUUGCCAAAAUGGAGCCAAUAGUCCAUGUGCUUAUUCUGGCGUUUGUGCUCAUCUCGGGGGGCGUAUCAAUUCAUUUGGAGCUAUACAAUCCAACUCCCUUUUCCUGCAACAUGAAUGCAUUCCCGAUGGGUUGUCCAUCCAGGACGCCCUGCAUACGAGGUGAAAAUGCAAAUGUCUGGAGAUUCCCCUUUCGGACCAUCCCAGAAUAUGCCACUAUCGCCUUUUGUACCGUUGCAAUGAUAAUGAUCUACUGCUCUGUGCGAGAGGUUGAAAUCAAGGCUAGACGGUGGACCUUUGGUGCACGGAUGCCAAGUGAGGAAGGCUGUCAUUUCCGUGAGCCUUCCCCUCAUCCGCAAGAGCAAGAGCAACAACAACAACAACAACAAUCAUCACCGUCCGAGCAAUCCACACUGGCUUUGGAAGAGUCAACAGAAACACUGCCGCAGUUGCACCAACCUGCAAACGACAAUGCCUCUGAAGAAAUGGGAUUGAAAACCGGUUCAGUUGCAGGGGUACAUGAUGUGGAGGAAACGAAAAGUCAACAUGCUCCAGAUGAGGAUGCUAAGCAAAAUGGCAACACUUGUGCCAGUUCAUCACAGGUUCUCCUAUCGAUCCCAGAUGUGGACAUGGUGGAGGAACAAAAUCUCCAGCUCGCUUUGAUUGGGGCGCAAGCUGCAACACAACACCCAACUGCGACGAGAAUUGUUCCGGUGCCUUCAGGUGACAUGGAAAAAGCAACAUCUCUGAAGCCGACACUCCCAAUAUUCACAGAUGUGACUGCCCCAACAGCUCCAGAUGGCACCAAAGGCACUUCCACAAAACUUCCGCCGACUCCGAAUGUGGAAUUGGAGAGGGGUAAAAAAGCUGACGAAGGCACUGGAGCAACAAACACGAAUUCUUCAAAAGUGCUGCAGUGUCCUGGAACAGAAGAAGCGUCCAACGAAGACGACAAGCCAGUUCAACCGAACGAUGUAUCGUUUUCUCGUAUGAAACGAUCUACGAGCCUGUUACGAUCUACAAGUAGUAUGCGGCGCAGCAAUACAAGCCCCUUGAGCAGGGAUGUGGGAAUCCAAGGAAUCUGCUUCAUUCUAGCCCUUUUGCUGACGUGGACGGUUCCAACCAUUGUCCGGUGCUUGAUUCGAAUUGGAGGGCGCAGUUUGAGCUUUCAAUGGUUUAUUGCCGUCAACGUGUUUCUACCGCUGCAAGGCUUUUUCAACUUUUUGGUAUACAUUAGGCCCAAGCUAUGGAGACGGCGGCAAAAAGGCAGCAGUCGUUCUGGAAGCCGCAGCUUUAGCAAUGCUUCGCCUAGACGACAACGACUAGGUGGGGCAAGUUCGGGUGGGUUGAGUGCGUAA